This is a messenger RNA of Kickxella alabastrina, 1254 nucleotides long. RefSeq names its product stearoyl-CoA desaturase. The transcript has a single exon. The record is from RefSeq and is a predicted model, not a curated record. The coding region runs from base 1 to 1254 and encodes 417 amino acids. Lineage: Eukaryota; Fungi; Kickxellomycota; Kickxellomycetes; Kickxellales; Kickxellaceae. Gene Ontology annotation, cellular component: membrane. Gene Ontology annotation, molecular function: heme binding; stearoyl-CoA 9-desaturase activity. Gene Ontology annotation, biological process: unsaturated fatty acid biosynthetic process.
AUGGAGGUAGGAGAACCGCCAGAAAAGUCCAUUCAAGAGUCUGAAAAAGAUGUGCUGAAAAAGCCCGUAUAUAAGGUCAAGGCCGUGCCAAAGGACAAAGACAAGUCGAUUCACUCCAGAUGGUACUGGCCGUUCGCCUCAGGAAUCCUAAUAGCCGAGGCUGUGGCCAUCUACGCCGUGUUUUUUGUCAAGCUGAAGUGGCCCGUGGGUAUCUUCGUGCUUCUUUACGGAGUUCUCUCAGGGCUCUGCAUCACAGCAGGGUACCACCGGCUGUGGGCGCACAGGUCGUACAAGGCGUCGUGGCCACUGGCGGUGUUCCUGGCCAUUUUCGGCGCAGCCAGUAUCCAGGGCUCGAUCAUUUGGUGGGUGCAGAACCACCGCCUGCACCACAGGUACACGGACACUGAGCGCGACCCGUACAACAUCAAGCGUGGGUUCUGGUACGCGCACCACGGCUGGAUUCUUUUCCGCCGCAAGGAGGACGAGUUGGGCUACGCUGACAUGACAGACUUGCACGCCAGCAAGGUUGUCUUGUGGCAAUAUAAAUACUAUUUUUUCAUCUGUGCCUUCUCUUCGCUCAUCCUGCCAACGGCAUUCUGCGGUUUGGUUCUGGGAGACUGGAAGGGCGGGUUCUUCUGGGGAGCCGUCGCACGCCUGGUCGGCGUCCAGCAGGUCACCUUCUGCGUUAACUCGGUCGCGCACACCUUUGGCACGCAGCCAUACAGUGACGAGCAGACGCCCAGGGACAACUGGUUCACCGGCAUCAUCACGCUGGGCGAGGGCUACCACAACUUCCACCAUGCCUUCCCCAACGACUACCGCAACGGCGUGCGCUGGUACGACAUGGACAUCACCAAGUGGCUUCUGUACGCCAUGGAGCAGCUGGGCUUGGCGUCCAACCUCAAGCGCUUCCCCCGCAACGAGAUCAUGAAGGGCCGUGUAGCGAUGAAGUUCAAGAACGCGCAGAAGAUGGCUAAGCGCGUCGACUAUGGAACUCCGAUCGAGGAGCUGCCAAUGUUCACAGCGUCGGAGUUUGUCGCUGAGGUCAAGGAGCGCAGCAAGAAGUGGAUAGUCAUUGAGGGCUUCAUCUACAAUGUAGAGGAGUUUAUCAAAAUGCACCCCGGCGGCCCCAAGCUCAUCAAGGGUGGUAUUGGAAAGGACAUGACCAACGCGUUCAACGGCGGCGUCUACAACCACCAUUACUCGGCGCGCAAUCUGAUGAACUCGACCAUGCGCGUCGGAAAAAUCAUCUAA